GGCAACAUCAGCUUCCCCUCCGACGGCGAGCACACUCCUGCUGGUGUGCUCGGCGGGGGCCUGGCUGGGGAGGACUUCGUGUUAGGCGUCCACGCCUCUGCGCUCACCCCGGGCCAGUACUACAAGGUCUGCGUCGACGUGGACGGCGCGGGCGCCGGCAGCGCCUUCGAGGACACGAACCUCCGCGUCUUCACGCUGGGAGCCUCCACGGAACCGGUCGCGAUGGAGGGCAGCGGGCUGAGCUGGAGCUUCCCGGUCGACGCCCGGUCGUUGGUGGCUGGCCUCGUCUACAGGAUCUGCACCGACCUCGACGGGGACGCGCAGGACGCUCGGCCCGCGCCGUCGACGAACCACUCGAACGGCACUCUGCCCGCCGCGCCUGCGGCGGGCCUGUCCGCCGGCGACACGGGGCUCACGGUGUACGUCUCGGGCGUGCAGGGCCUCGGCGUGGCGGCCGUGCGCAGGGGCAGCGCCGAGGUGGUGCCGCUGUCGUGCCUGGCGGGCUGCGUGAGCGACCCGAGCAUCCCCGCCUACACGGCGGUGUACCUGGCCACAGCCUGCGACAGCUCCGAGAGCGACGGCGAUCACUCCGCGGACGCCAACCUGUCCACUGCGUCUGCGUUCCUGAGCGCGGCGACGGAGGCGGAGCUCGACACGAGCAACCUCACGGUCGGCUCGCACUACGUGCUGUGCGCCGACAUGGACGGCGCCGGCCCGCUGGCGUUCGGCAGCACCGGGCUGCAGGUCUACGUCAUCGGAGACCUAAACGUGGAGCAGGGCACGGUGUUCCGCGGGCCGCUCCAGAACUUGACCCUCACGUGCACCAGCGGGUGCUCUGGGGCGAGCACGGGGUACCUCGGGACCUCGUGCGACUCGGCGUGGACGGACGGGGUGCGUGGAGUGCGGCCUGGCCGCGCGACGGCCAGUCGCAGCUUUCAGGACGUCGGCUCGAACUCCACAUGGCCGCUGACCCUGGACACCACGUACCUGGAGUCAGGCCGUUACUACCGAAUAUGCGUCGACUUGGACGGCCAGGCCUCGAGCCAGUCCUACGGUGACUCGUCGCUGCAGGUGUACGUGUCUCCGGUGGCUUCCCUGCAGUCGCAGUGGACUCUGCCGUCGAUCGUGGCCCCGGUCGUCUUCACGUGUGCCGCAUCCUGGUCCGCCGACGCGGCCCCGGCGACCAACGCCACCACUGGCUCCUCUUCCUGGUGGGGCUUCACCUUUGGCAACGGCAGCUCGAACACCUCCCUCUCUGGGCUUGCGCACAGCGUGGUGCCCUGCUCUGAGGCCACCACGGCCUACCUGGCGACCUCGUGCGACGGCUCCGUCGCGGGCGGCGUCGUGCUGGCCUCCGGCGCCGCCCGCACGAGCAGCGCGCAUCUCGUGGCCGCCGGGGCCUUCGUGGCGUGGCCCGGCGUCAGCCUGCUCGGGGACGGCUCGCUGGCCGCGUCCCGCGAGGUGGGCCUCUUCGAGGACCGCGCCUGCGCCUCUGCGGCCCUGGCGCGCGGCUACCCCUACUGGACGCGCCGCGUCUCCGACGGCGCCUGCUGGCCCAUGCCGCUCGCCUCCCUCGCGGGCGCGGCCGCCGCGGCGGGCUUCACCUCCGGGCCCGUGGAGGUCGCGGGCUGGCUGCUUACUGUGGACGCGAGCGGGCUGCUGCCGGGCGGGCGCUACGCGCUGUGCCUCGACGCCGACGGCCUCGCCACGACGCGGAGCUUCGGGGACACCUCCCUGCGGGUCUACGUGUCCCCGGUCGCCCUGGUGGAGAACACCACGGUGCAGGCUGUGCAGAAUCAGGUAUUGUCUCUGACGUGCAGCAGCUGCUCGAACAACACCGCGGUCAUGUUGGCCAGCGACUGCUACGCGGCGGCGCUCAGCUCGCUGAAGACGGGCGUUCAGACCAUGUCCGCCACCCUGGCGAGCAUCGGCACAGGGCAGUGGGCCGCGGCCCUCGACGCCACGCCGCUGACGCUGGGCCUCUCCUACCAGCUCUGCAUCGACGUCGACGGCGACUCCAGCGCGUUCGGGCUCGGCGAGAGCGGGUACUCCGUGUACGUGUCUCCUCUCGCAUCGGCGAGCACGUCGGUGCUGGCCGCCGGCAGCCGCGUCCUGAACGCCACCUGCCCGGAGGCCUGCUCAUCCUCGACAUACGCGUGGCUCGCCCAGGCAAGCUGUGGCAGCAGGGAUCUGGCGACGAGGGCCAUGCGAUUCCUGGGCGGGGUGCCGUACUACUUCUUCGAGGUCGACGCUGGCAGCCUCACCGCAGGCGAACUCUACCGCCUGUGCGUCGACAUCGACAUCGACAGCGACGCGAGCCCAGUGGGCGAUACUGGGUUGACCGUGUACGCCUCCGUCAUCCAGGCGGCCACCCUGGCAAUCCGUCCAGAGGCAGAUCAGGCGGUGGUGCUCACAACGGUUGCGGGUUACACUGCGCCAGGCGAUGCGACGGGCCCGGUGAUCGUGUCCUCCGCCCCAGCGUACCGUUCGGCCAACCUCAGCCGCGGCGAGACCACGGUGAACCUGACGUUUGACGAGAACGUCGUCGCUGGCAGCGGGGACGUUGCCAUCACCGCCUGGGACGACAGCGGCUUUGCUCCCUCGCUGGUCAGCGCGUCGGUGGCGCCAGAGUGGGACGGGCCGCGGCGCGUGUUCGCCCUGUCGUUCGACACCGCGGUGCAGGCGGGCAACGGGUCCUUUUCCGUGCGCACGGCGGGGGGCGCCAUCAUCGAGGAGGAGGUGCCCGCGAGCCGGGUGGUCUUCCACCAGAACAUGGUCAUCAUCCAGCCCAGCUCGCCGCUCCCGGGCGGCGCGGAAUAUUGCGUGGUGGCUUCGUCGCAGGACGCGGUGGUCAGCACCAGCGGCGUCGCCGCCGAGAGCACCGUCGACACCUGCGGCUCCGGCAGCACCGCCUUCGUCAACGCCAGCAAUCAGGAAGCCACGCCCCCGGGGGUGCUGGCCUCGAGCCUGGGCGACUACCACUGCACCUACGCCUCGGGCGUGCUCCGGGACGUCACCUACUACUGGAGCGAGGACGUGCAGGUGUCGGCCGCCGGCUCGUACAUGUCGCUGUACGCCUGCGUGGGUGCGAUAUGUGAUGCCGACACCGCUGUGGAGCUGUGGCGGAUCGAGCUCCGUGCCCUCCCGAGCGUCGGUGCUUUGCUGGCGCUGGUGCACGCCGAACGCCAGUUCGAGCUGACCGUCAACACGGGCAGCCUGCCCGCAGGAGGGGCGCAUCUUGGGGGCAGCACCGUCGUUGCAGCGGUGGCUGUGCAGUGCGGUCGUCGAUGUCGGUUCGACAGGAUGGCCUACAGUCGGGGCCCUGAAGAAGGAACCCUUUCCGUUGGGAAUGGGCUCCG
Molecule: messenger RNA, 3359 nt
Organism: Prorocentrum cordatum
Lineage: Eukaryota; Dinophyceae; Prorocentrales; Prorocentraceae
Source: the annotation of a GenBank genome assembly